CCGAUAUAUAUAUACGGUAAACGGGAGACGACACAUACAAUGGUCGAACGGAGAGGCCACUCUCUAGCUAAUGCAAGACAACGGCUCUGGGUAAUUUCAUCGUCACUCUCUGCAAUCGACGACCAAGUCGUGCGUUAAAGCUGCAAAUCUGCUGGCUUUCGCAGAUAAAAGCAACAACGUAGUAGAAUGGUAACGGUACAACGACGACAAACCGGUGACCAAUCAAUUGCUGAAGAGAACGUGGCAGCGACCGUCGCCGGCAUUGACGUUGGGCUCAAGCGCAAAUCCUCCAGGGGUGAAUACAAAAAAUCGCCAACCCCUACUUGGAUUUAUCCUGUAUUGGCCGGUUUUGCGGCUCUCUCGAUCGUGACGGUUCCUCAUCCAUUCCAACCCCAUGGACAACCUACCUUGAAUCACGUAUUUUACUACGGAUGGCUUACCGCAUUGAGCACUGGCCUGGGCGCGUUGCCCUUUUUGUUCUUGCCAGAUAUUGCCACCUUUUGGGUCGGAAUCUCGAACGCCAUUGCGGCUGGUAUGAUGGUUGCGGCAUCGUAUUCGUUACUGGUGGAAGGAUGCACGUACUCGGAUCCUCAGGACCACUCUACCGUUUCCUGUGAGCUCCGUACCGCGCUUGGGGCCUUACUCGGUCUCGGUUUUAUCCUCGCUACCAAAAAUUUCCUGGACCGUUACGAAGACCUGAAAGUGGGAGGUCUGGGUGGAACCGGGACAGACGCGCGUAAGGCAUUGCUAAUUUUUUUCGUCAUGACACUUCAUUCCUUCUCGGAAGGUGUCGGUAUCGGUGUGAGUUUCGGUGGUGUGCACGGUAGUGAACUUGGAGUGUUUAUCUCGGCUAGUCUGGCGGUACACAAUGUACCCGAGGGAUUAGCCAUUGCCGUUGUCUUGUUGCCACGAGGGGCAUCGGUUUUGACGGCCGCGGUCUGGGCUAUUUCCACGAGUCUGCCACAGCCGCUUAUGGCGGUUCCGGCGUAUCUCUUUGUGCAUCACUUCAUUCCGAUACUACCCGUUGGUUUGGGUUUUGCUGGAGGUGCCAUGGCUUGGGUAGCUUUCUUCGAACUCUUGUCGGAAGCCGUGGAGGAUACCAAUCUUUUGACAACAAUCGUAGUUUCACUUUGCUCACUGGUGACGAUGCUCUUUGCGCAGCACAUGAUCGAGGAAGGAUCAAGAUCGUAAGCUCCACGUCCUAUGGAAAUUGUUAUAUUCUAAGCAUGCGCAAGUGUGCAGCUCGUACACAAAUUGGCUUUUACCUUUGCUG
Phaeodactylum tricornutum CCAP 1055/1 is the source of this 1273-nucleotide messenger RNA. RefSeq lists its product with no specific name. Gene Ontology annotation, cellular component: membrane. Gene Ontology annotation, molecular function: zinc ion transmembrane transporter activity. The record is from RefSeq and is a predicted model, not a curated record. Gene Ontology annotation, biological process: zinc ion transmembrane transport. NCBI's taxonomy places the organism in Eukaryota, Bacillariophyta, Bacillariophyceae, Surirellales, Neidiaceae. The transcript has 2 exons. Bases 187 to 1191 code for a protein of 334 amino acids.